UAGUAUUAAAUAACUUGUGAUAAGAUUUUUUCCUCCGUCACUGUUAAGAUCAAAUGAGUAUUAAACAAAAAUAUUUUUAUAUAAAACAAAUUAUGUUAAACAUUUGUAUGAGUUAAUUAAAUUAGGUUAGAGGUAGUGCGUAUUUUAUGAGUUUUCCUUAAAUUAUGGAUCAAGGUAAUAGAAGACAGAGGGCACCCAAUCCAAGAGAGACUGCAAAUUUAUUUUCUUUAGUAACAUUUUCAUACACUCGUAAACUUUUUACUAGCGGACUUAAAAAAGACUUGGAGGAUAAUGAUCUCUUUGAAGUUAUUAACAGAUGUCGUUCGGAAAAUUGUACUGAUAGGUUGGAGCAUGCAUAUGAAGCGGAAUUUACAAAAAAGAAACCCAGUAUCCUUAGGGUUUUAUGGAAUUGUUAUGGACACACAUAUGUGUUCUUAGGACUUAUUCACUUAACAUGGAAUUUAAUUUCAAGCGCUUUGGAGCCAGACGCUAUUUCCCAGUUGGUAGCCUAUUUCAAACCAGGGCAAACUAAAAUGACUAUAAACGACGCUUUUUACUACGCCGGUGUUUUAAUUGGUCUGAAGUUAUUGCAUACAUUAUAUCAUCCAAAUUAUCAAAUAUAUCUGAUCCAAUUGGCUAUUCAGAUUAGGACUUCAUUUUCCUCAUUAAUUUACAGAAAGGCCCUUAAAGUCAGUCCGAAGGCUUUGGAAAAUGCAAGCUUAGGAAACAUCGUAACACUUAUAACCAAAGAUGUAUCCCUGUUUGAGGGUGCAGUUGGUACCUUUAAUGAAAUUUGGGUUGGUACAAUUCAAACGUUUUACGUCUGCUAUUUAAUCUAUAGCAGAAUUGGAUACACUUCAGCAGUUGGUGUAUUAAUUUUGUCGUCUGCCGUACCGAUUCAGUUUUAUGUGGCUACAAUAAUAAAAAAGCUUCGAGCCAAGAUGAAUAAAAGGACUGAUACUCGAUUACAAGAAACACAAGAAGCACUGUCUACUAUUAAAAUAAUUAAAAUGUACACAUGGCAAAAGAUAUUUGCUGACCGUAUUGGGGAAACUAGGAGAAACGAAGUUAAAACAUUACUGAAAAAAGCUCUUACCAGAUUGUGCCUAAUGGUAUGCAGUGACUUUAUGGGAAAAUUGGGAUUUUAUGCUUUAGUAAUGUUAUACAUUUAUUUAAAUACAACACUCAAUCCAGAAACAAUAUUUUAUAUCAUGAGGUCUUAUGCGACAUUACGACACUCUGUAUCUAUAAUGUUUACAUUUGGUUUUACAGUUGUAGCAGAACUAUUUGCUUCUAUUGAAAGAAUCAACAAUAUAUUACAGCUAGAAGAGCUUCCUGAUCAUAUAGACAAACCAGAUGAUCAACCCCAAAUAGAUAUCAGAGAGGCCACGUUUAGUAUGAAAUACAAGGAUAUCCUAAAAAAUAUAAACUUAAAGAUGAAUGCUGGUUUAAAUGUUGUUACCGGUCAGCUUGGUUCUGGUAAGAGUUCUUUAAUAAAAAUGAUAUUAAGAGAUUAUCCAGUUGACUCUGGAGAAAUUAGAACCAGAGGUGUGAUGAGUUAUGCCUCUCAAGAUCCAUGGCUGUUUCCUGGUACAAUUAAACAAAACAUUUUGUUUGGAGAGCAUUAUAAUUAUGAACGAUAUAAAAAAGUUAUUGAAAUAUGCGCUCUAAGCUACGAUUUUAGUAUCCUAGAAAAUGGUGACGAUACAGUAGUAGCUGAUAGAGGAAUGAACCUAAGUAAAGGACAGCAAGCUCGAAUAAACUUAGCUAGAGCUAUCUACAAAGAGAGCGAUAUUUAUCUUAUAGAUGAUUCACUAACGGCUCUGGACCCAAAAGUUCAAAAUCAUAUUUUUAAUGAAUGUAUUCAAAGUUUUCUUAAGAACAAAUUAGUUAUGCUUGUUACACAUAAUCCAAAACACAUUUCAAAAGCAGAUAUAGUUAUUAUUCUUGAAGAUGGAGGGAUUAAAUUUGCUGGAAAAAAACAGGAAGUCUCCGAUAAGCUCCUGGCAGCUAUAGAAGAAGAAAUAACGGAAAAACAAAAUGAGCAGGCAACUGAAGAUCAAUCAAAAGAGGACGAAGCUACUGAAACUUCCAAUUUGCUUCCAGAUUUACCCACAGACAAACAAAUUUACCACGAAAAUAAAAAAUCUGGUACAGUAGCACAUGAAGUUUACUCCAAAUAUGUCCAAUAUGGUGGUGGAUAUUUCUUUCUUAUUUUUUUGGUUCUUGUUUUCGCUGCUGCAACAUUUAGUGAGGGUAGUUCACAGAUUAUGCUGACAAACUGGGUUAAUUAUAAGGCAAAUGUUAUGUCAAAGAAGGAACAAUAUUUGUCAAAUUCAAAUGUAUCACUUAAGCCACUAUUUGAAAGUUAUUUUCAAUCCUAUUUCGAUAAUAAGAAAGGAAUCAAUCAUACGGAUUUGCUGCUUGUGCCGGAAUCUAACUGGACAACAAACAAUACUUUAACUGUAAGCGAAGCCUUAACACCUCUUAAUUACUCAGAUAUGAGUGAAAGUCAAAACAAAACAUUUUAUCUGUUAGCGCAAAUAGGAAGAGAAGAGAUAUUAGCAUCCAAAUCUUUACAUCUCUACACAAUACUAUCGGUAGUCGCCAUAGUAUUGGAGUUCUUUAAACAAUACUUUGUUUUUAAGUUUGGUACAAAAGCAUCUAUAAAUAUUCAUAAAGACAUGGUUACUAAAGUUAUCUUUGGAAAAAUGGCCUUUUUUGACACCUUUUUUAUAGGAAACAUACUAAAUAGAUUCUCUCAGGAUUUAAGUGUUGUUGACGAAAGUUUACCAAUGAAUCUCAAUGUUUUAAUAAUGGCGACGUUUGGAUUUGUUGGUAUUAUUGGGGUAAUUGCCAGUGUUAGCUGGAAAUUCGUAGUUCCUGCAAUCGGUAUUAUUCUUAUUUUGAUAAUACUACGAAGAAUUUAUAUGCCAACAGCUAGAAGUUUAAAACGAUUGGAGGCUGCUACUCGCAGUCCAAUCGUGGGACACUUAAACUCUACAAUGGAAGGUUUGACAACAGUAAGAGCAUAUAAAGCACAACCGAUCCUUAAGCACGAAUUUGACAGACAUCAAGAUGUAUAUACUAGUGCUAAAUAUACUUCUGUUUGUGUGAAGAACGCAUUCUUAUUUUUCAUGGAAACAACUUCCGUACUGUUUAAUGUAUUUAUCAUCUGCCGAUUUCUAUUUUGGGAUACAGAAAGUGCUGCAGGCGAUGUCGGUUUAACGUUAACAGCAGCUUCAACAUUAACCGUGGUUCUCCAAUUCGGUCUUCUGCAAUGGUCGGAAGUAGAAAAUUUAAUGACGUCAGUUGAAAGAGUUAUGGAAUAUACUAAAAUAGAUCCUGAAGUAACUACUGGUCUAGAAACACCAAACUGGCCAACGGCUGGAAAAAUUGUCUAUAAAGAUGUUUCUUUAAAAUACACAAAAACAAACGAAAAGGUUUUGAAAAACAUAAAUUUUACAGUCGAACCACAAGAAAAAAUUGGAAUUGUAGGCAGAACUGGAGCUGGAAAAUCUUCGAUAAUUUCAACCUUGUUUAGGCUGUAUGAUCAUGAAGGUACUAUAACCAUCGAUGACGUUGAUACAAAAACCUUAUCACUUAAUUACCUUAGACAACAUAUUUCAAUUAUUCCUCAAGAUCCCAUUAUGUUUUCUGGUACAAUAAGAACCAAUAUAGAUCCUUUGAAAGAAUUUGCAGAUGAAGAAAUCUGGAAGGUUCUUCAUAAAGUUAAUUUGGACUCUAAAGUUCCAAAUUUGGACACACAAGUUGAGGAUACGAAUUUCAGCUCUGGCGAAAGGCAAUUACUUUCAAUAGCUAGGGCUAUUGUUCGAAGGAACAAAAUUGUAGUUUUAGAUGAAGCUACAGCAAAUAUGGACCACGAAACCGAAAAGAUGGUUCAAAAAGCUAUUGAUGAUAAUUUUGGAUCUUGUACGGUAUUUAUAAUCGCACAUAGGCUAGACUCAAUUUUGAACUGCAACAAAGUAAUGGUUUUAAAUAAAGGAGAGAUCAUUGAAUAUAAUGAUCCUAAAACAUUGCUAAGUAAAAAAAAUAGUUCGUUUUCUAAAAUGCUUAGAUAUGCCAAACUAGCAAUCGAAUCAUAAUCAAACACGUACAUUUAUUUCACAAUAAAACAUUGAACACGUUUGUUUUCUUAUACUUUAUUAAAAAACUAUGUGAUUACAGUUGUUUCGACAAAGUGGCAUUCUCAAGUGAUUUAUUUUACUAUGUGUUUGCAUUUUAAAGUCUUUAACCGAAGGCAUCUAAACAUUCCGUAUAUGUAUUUGGACCAUAGGAGUUUUCUAUUGGUUCGUUGCAGCACGCGGUAAUAUUUUAACCAAUAGGCGGCGAGGUUCCAGAUGCAUAUACGGAAUGUUAGUCGGUCCCAAAUUCAUAUACGGAUUGUUAAAUAUCGUACACCGAAAAAGAUAAGUUUUUUUAGAGUCCUUUAAAAGGAGAUUGAUUUUAAAAUACUUGUUACUGUAUUAUUAAAUAAAAUUAAAACAAUUAUAGUAUUUCGAAUGUUAUUUGGUGCGAAAUUCAUAUGCGGAAUGUUAAUUAUUCGUAGACCAAAAAUGGGACUUUUUAUUACUCAGUUAAAGGAGACUGAUUUUAGAAUACCUAUUUUAUUGAUGUAUUAUUAAAGAAAAAUAAAACAAUGAUUAGGUACCUAUUUGGUGCGAAAUUCAUAAAUGGGAUGGUAUAGAUUUGAGAGACAUAUUUCUUUAUUUGACUAAGAUUUCGCUUUCUCAGAAUUUUUAAUGACUUGCACGUGUUGUUAAGUAGUUUAGAUCUGUUUCAGCUAUUCAUUUCAAUUCUGUUGAAGUUUAGGGCUGUGUGCUAUCAGACGAAAAUAAAUCUUAACUUGGUUAUAACGUUUGCGGUUGUGUUUUAAAUAUUAUUUAUUCUGGUUUAUAUAUUUAUUUUGGUCUACGAAUAAUUAACAUUCCGCAUAUGAAUUUCGCACCAAAUAACAUUCGAAAUACUAUAAUUGUUUUAUUUUUAUUUAAUAAUACAGUAACAAGUAUUUUAAAUUCAAUAUCCUUUUAAAAGACUCUAAAAAAAACUUAUCUUUUUAGGUGUACGAUAUUUAACAUUCCGUAUAUGAAUUUGGGACCGACUAACAUUCCGUAUAUGCAUCUGGAACCUCGCCGCCUAUUGGUUAAAAUAUUACCGCGUGCUGCAACGAACCAAUAGAAAACUCCUAUGGUCCAAAUACAUAUACGGAAUGUUUAGAUGCUAACCGAAGAGGUUUAGGAGUAGGGAGCUGUUUGUCUCAAGUUGGUCAUUCAGAAUUUUAUCUGUGUUUAUCAAUUUAUUAAUUUCCAUAUAUUCUAAUAAAGAUAGCUUAGGGACUUUAUUUUAAAUAUGAAGAAUUUGAAACUGUUCAUUAAGAGCAUGAUAUUGAUCUAAAAGGUGAAGUGCGUAUAUAGAAGUGUUGAAAGCCCUUUUGUGUUCUGCUAUCCGUUUGUCAAAUGUUCUGCCAGUUUGACUGAUGUAAGUUUUCGGACAGUCACCACAAGUCAGUUUGUAAACACCACUUUUUAGUUGCUUUAUCUUUCUGCUCUUAUUGUUCUUAAUGCAUUUGCGUAAGUUGUUGUUAGUUCUGAAAGCUGGUGUUAUUCCUUUCUUUUUUGUGUGUCUGGCUAUUUUUGUUGAUAUCUUGCCUGUAUAUGUAAUAGAGCAGAAGAUACUGGGUUUUUUAUUUGGUGGUGGACAGACUAAUUUUAGGGCUUUCUUAUGAAGUUUUUGGUUUAGAAUUUUGUUAAUUGUUUGUUCGUUGUAGCCAUUGUUUACUGCUGUUUGUUUAAUGAUGUUCGGUUCUAUCUCGAGAAGAUAUUUUUUGACAUGGGAAUUUCUGUCAGUCUAUGUAUCAUGUUAUGGUAAGCUGCUAAUUUAUGUUGUGUGAGAUGGGAAGAUGAAUAGUGUAUAGUUGUGUCAAUAUGGUUAGGUUUAUGAAACACGGAGAACUCAUGUUUGUUGUGCAGUCUGGUAAUUGUUACAUCUAGAAAGUUUAUGGACUUCUGUUCUGUUUCUAUUGUAAACUCAAUAUUACUAUGGCGUAAAUUAAUGUAUGAUAAAAAUUUUCUCAAGUUGCCUGUUAGUUUCUGUAAACCAUACUAGUAUAUCAUCUACGUAUCUUCACCAAUAUAAGAACUGUUUGAAUACGGGAUGUUUUGAAAUUGUUGUUUCAAUCUGGUUCAUAAAAAUAUAUGAUAUAAAUAGGCUUAGAGGAUUGGAGAUACGUGGAUGAUAUACUAGUAAGCUUUACAGGAACUAACAAGCAAUUGGACCAAUUUUUCUUAUACAUUAAUUCGCUUCGUAGUAAUAUUGAGUUUACAAUAGAAACAAAACAGAAUAAGUCCAUAAAAUUUCUUGAUGUAACAAUUACCAGACUGUACAACAAACAUAAGUUCUCCGCAUUUCAUAAACCUACCCAUAUAGACACAACUAUACACAAUUCAUCUUCCCAUCCUACACCGAGGUUAAAAGAUUGGACGUAAGUUGUCUCGUAACUAUAGACCAAUCAAAUGCUCGCUUUUUAAAGGCGGAAAUACGUCACCCAUACGACACUUUUGAAAUUAUCAUAAGUUUCAAUACUAAUAAAAGGUUCAAAAACUUAGGUUAUGCAAUAUAUUUUGGGAUUUUCUUGGGUACAGAUAUAUUAAGUGGUUCUUAUAUUGAUAAUUAUAUCAAUUUUUCCCUUAAAAACCAAUAGUCUUCUGACAAAAAAAUAGAAUUGAUUUGAAGAAGAUUUAACAUUUAUUGUGUGCUUUAAAUGGAGAUAACAGUUUAAUUCGCCCAAAAACCCAAAACAAAAAGUAGAAAAAGGUUAGCAAAAUUACAUACUUAUUUAUUGUGGAUGUUCUGGAAUGUGCAGCAUUUUUAUCAUGUAGUCAUAAGAAAAAAAAUUAAUAAUAUAAAUAAAUUAGUUUUAGAUUAAAAUACAAAAAAUUAUUUGUCCUUCAAGCACUAAUCCAUUAAAAAUGUACCAUGUAUACGUAUUAAAUAAAAAUUAAACAAAUAAACAAUAUUAAAGAAAAUUAUAUAGAAAUAUUCGGAAACGCAACCACAACAUAAAAAUGAGGGUUAGGUUUGAACCACUAACAAAAACUGUCACGUGUCAACCUUGACUUUGUCGUACGAGUGACGUAGUCCUUCCCCUCCCCCUCGCUUCCGCCCACAUAGUUACGAGACAACCUACCUCAUAUCUAUGAACCUUGAUCCUACACAAUAUAAAUUAGCAGCCUACCCUACCAUGAUACAUAGACUGACAGAAAUUCCCAUGUCAAAAAAUAAUUUCGGGAUAGAACUGAAAAUAAUUAAACAAAUAGCAGUAAACAAUGGCUACAACGAACAAACAAUUAACAAAAUUCUAAACCAAAAAUUUCAUAAGAAAACUCUAAAACUAUAAAUAGUCUAUCCACGACCAGAUAAAGAACCAGUACCGGCGCUAGGGUACCAGGCGCCAGCCUGCAAAAGAAGCAUAGGCACCCUUCGGGUUCAUUUCAAUUAGUAUUUUGUAUAGCACCGGCAGAAAAAAGAUCAUUUUGGCGCCCCCCAAACAGGGGCGCCCGCCUGCAGUGCAUCCCUUGCAGGCCCGUUAUCACCGGCCCUGUAAAGAACCCAUUACCUUCUGCUCUAUUACAUAUACAGGCAAGAUAUCAACAAAAAUAGUCAGACACAUAAAAAAGAAAGGAAUAACACCAGCUUUCAGAACUAACAACAACUUAAGCAAAUACAUUAAGAACAACAAGAGCAGAAAGAGAAAGCAACUACAGAGUGGUGUUUAGAAACUGACUUGUGGUGACUGUCCGAAAACUUACAUCGCUCAAACUGGCAGAACCUCUGACAAACGGAUAGCAGAAUACAAAAGGGCUUUCAACAAUAAAAAAACAGACACCUCUAGAUACGCACUUCGUCUUCUAGAUAAUCAUGCUUUUAAUGAACAGUUUCAAAUUCUGCUUAUUCAAAAUAAAGGCCUUAAGCUAUCUUUAUUAGAAUCUAUGGAAAUUAAUAAAUUGAAAAACAGAUAUAAUUCUAAAUGACCAACUUGAAACAGCUCCCCACUCGUAAACCUCUUCAGUUAAAGACUUUAAAAUGCAAACACAUAGUAAAAUAAAUUACUUGAGAAAGGCACUCUGCCGAAACACUAUCACAUAUUUUUUUAAUAAAUUUUGUGGAAGUAUAGAAAACAAACGUUUUCAGUGUUUUAUUGUUAGAUAAAAUGAACUUCCAUCAAGUAACGGUCAAAUCCAUGAACGUGCAUUUAUUUUUGAUUUAUUGUGUAAUCAUCUCAAAAAUUUGAGGAUAACCUAGUUAGGUUAUUGGUUCUUAGUAAAUUUUAGUUUCUUGUAUAUUCUUUUAUUUAAUUUAUUUAUUAAAUAUUAACGACGUUUAAAUAAAAAUUAAUAAAAAUGUGGAUUCGAAAUAAAAACCUAAAAAA
Molecule: messenger RNA, 8449 nt
Organism: Diabrotica virgifera virgifera (western corn rootworm)
Lineage: Eukaryota; Metazoa; Arthropoda; Insecta; Coleoptera; Chrysomelidae
Product: probable multidrug resistance-associated protein lethal(2)03659
Exons: 11
Coding region: 165-4106 (1313 amino acids)
Biological process (GO): transmembrane transport
Cellular component (GO): membrane
Molecular function (GO): ATP hydrolysis activity; ATP binding; ABC-type transporter activity
Source: RefSeq, a predicted model, not a curated record